Molecule: messenger RNA, 841 nt
Organism: Aricia agestis (brown argus)
Lineage: Eukaryota; Metazoa; Arthropoda; Insecta; Lepidoptera; Lycaenidae
Product: protein TSSC4
Exons: 1
Coding region: 132-785 (217 amino acids)
Source: RefSeq, a predicted model, not a curated record
AUCAAGUACUUAAACAAAAAGCAUUAUAAUUUAAUAUUUUAUGAAUUUAUGGCUAAACUAUUUAGUGAAUAAGUGUAAAAACAUGAGCAGCUAAAGAAAUUCUUCAUGUUAAACAAAAACCCGUCACAAAGAUGUCGUCCUUCCAUGAGAGACAAAAAAGUCUUUUUGAAACACUGAAAAGCGCUGAAGAGGAAUGUGGUUUUUCUAAGACAAACAAAGCGUCAGAAAAUCAAGAUUUUGGAACAAUCGAUAGACACAACUACAGAAAACUAAAACGAGAAAUGAAACAGUUCAGAGGCAAAGAAAGUAUUUACAAGCGGGGCGAAGCAAAUAUAAAGCAGUGUCUGCGCGCUAAGACUAUACCUGAUUACAUGAAAAAUCCACAGAAAUGGGUUUACUACUCCUUGGCCGAUGUAACACCCGAGCAAAUGUCUGACCGGACAAACACAGCGACAGCAUUGGCUCUCAUGAAACAACUAGAAGAGAAGGAAUCACAAGACACCAUAGCAGAAGUUACAGACGAAACAGGAGCUGUAUUUAAGAAGCCAACAUUCAAAAUAUCCAAAACAAUCAAACAACCUACUGAGGUUAUAGAAAGUCCAGCUGAAGAAAAUUCUGUUGUUUUCAAAAGCAAUAAAAUAGUUAUGCCAGAAUAUGUAGUUGGUGUAACAAAGAAGAAAGAUAAACCUAAAGUUAAGAAGACCCCAAAGGAUGAAAGUGCAAAGUCAACUCUCGUUCUCAAUCAUUUGUAUGAUGACAAUGAUGAAGAUGAUUACGCUAAAUGAUUUUGUUUUACUGCCUAAUGUAAUUUAUUGACUUUAUACAAAAAUAAUAAAUGACA